Messenger RNA from Gryllus bimaculatus (two-spotted cricket), 691 nucleotides. The record is from the annotation of a GenBank genome assembly. Lineage: Eukaryota; Metazoa; Arthropoda; Insecta; Orthoptera; Gryllidae.
GCCAAGAGGAACUACCUUCACCAUGCGUGUCAUCGUUGCGGUGCUCUUGGCUUCCCUGUGUGCCAGCGUCGCCCUCGCGGGCGAGGGCGUGGGGCUGGGCCCCGGCCUGCAACAGUGGGACUUCCUCGAGCUGCGGCCCGGCGCGCACAUGUUCUACUGGCUGUACAACACGCUGGCCAACGUGGCGGCGCCCGAGGACCGGCCCGUGGUGGUGUGGCUGCAGGGCGGCCCCGGUGCCUCCUCCACAGGCUACGGCAACUUCGAGGAGCUGGGCGUGCUCGACCUCAACCUCAACUACCGCAACAGCACUUGGGUGAACGAAGUGAACGUGGUUUUCGUGGACAACCCGGUGGGCACUGGCUACAGCUAUGUGGAGAAGACCAGCCUGAUCCCGCGCAGCAACGCCGAGGUCGCCGCGGACCUCGUCACCUUCACCAAACUCUUCCUCGAGAGAAACCCGCAUUUCGUCAAGACCCCGUUCUUUAUCUUCUCCGAGUCGUACGGAGGCAAGAUGGCGGCCGAGUACGCGCUGGAGCUGCAGAAGGCUGUGGAAAGGGGAGACUUCGAGGUGAACUUCCAAGGAGUGGCGCUGGGAGAUGGAUGGGUGUCCCCGAUCGACUCCGUGCUGACUUGGGCGCCAUUCCUCCUGCAGACUGUAAGUAGCCUCGUUGGCCAACUAGAGUGGAUUUAA